ACCAUGCCCUUCGUGAUCUCACAGGUACCCCUGCAUUGGUCAGAUUGGACAUAUGUAAAGAGAGACAUCGGUAUAUCUGGAUCAUCAGAACCUUGAAGGGCCAAUGAGUAUUCUCGUCAUUGAAGCAUUCUAUGGAGGCUCCCAUAAGCAGCUGGCGGACCUGCUCCAAGAAGAGCUGGAAGACUGUGUCCUUUACGCUCUUCCUGCGAAGAAGUGGCAUUGGCGGGCACGGACGGCGGCCUUGUACUUCUCUCAGAAUGUUCCCGGCAGCGAGCGUUACAGGAUCCUCUUUGCAAGCUCAGUGCUUAACCUGACCGAACUGGCUGCCCUUCGGCCUGACCUUGGGAAACUGAAAAAGAUUCUGUACUUCCACGAGAACCAAUUGGUAUAUCCUGUCAAGAAAUGUCAGGAGAGGGAUUUCCAAUAUGGAUACAACCAAAUUCUCUCAUGCCUGGUGGCUGAUGUGGUGAUAUUCAACUCGGUUUUUAAUAUGGAGUCAUUUCUCACUUCUAUUGGAAAGUUUAUGAAGCUGAUUCCUGAUCACAGACCCAAGGAUCUGGAAAGCAUCAUCAGACCCAAGUGCCAAGUUAUUUACUUUCCCAUCAGGUUUCCUGAUGUGAGCAGAUUCAUGCCCAGGCAUAAAACAACCCAUUUACAGAAGAUGCUCAGCCUUACAGGACACGGCGGUGCCGCUCCAUCCCUGGACCUUCCUCCCCAGCAGGAGCAGGGAAGUUCGGAGAAUUUACUGUGUAAUGUCGAGUCAGGGUCUGGACCUUGUGACGUGGCGCAACAAGGAAACCUGGGCAGCUCACGCAUGCAGGAGUCAUGCUCGAAAACAUGCAUCUCGUCAGAUACUUCAAGCUUUCGUCAUGGGGAAAAUAAACAAAACCUGCAUGACAUUUUGAGUGGAGCUGCUGAUGAGGAACAAAGACCACUGCACAUCGUCUGGCCUCACAGGUGGGAGCACGAUAAAGAUCCAGAGAGUUUUUUUAAGGUAUUAAUGCACCUUAAGGACUUAGGACUCAAUUUCCACGUAUCCGUCCUUGGGGAAACCUUCACAGACGUCCCAGAUAUAUUUUCAGAGUCCAAAAAGGCAUUGGGAUCAUCUGUCUUGCACUGGGGCUACCUACCCAGCAAAGAUGACUAUUUCCACGUCCUGUGCAUGGCUGAUGUUGUCAUCUCAACAGCUAAGCAUGAAUUCUUUGGAGUGGCAAUGUUGGAAGCUGUGUAUUGCGGCUGUUACCCACUUUGUCCCAAAGACUUGGUUUAUCCUGAAAUAUUUCCAGCUGAAUAUCUGUAUUCUACACCUGAACAGCUUUCAAAAAGGCUCCAGAAUUUCUGCAAGAGACCUGAUAUUAUAAGGAAACAUCUCUAUAAGGGUGAAAUGGCUCCUUUUUCCUGGGCGGCCCUACGUGGUAAAUUCAGGUCUCUGCUCGCAACAGAACCAAAGGAAGAUUUGUGACAGAUGGGGCUAAGUCACAAACUUGCAGCCUAAGGCAGAAUCUGUAGAACUUUCCAGAGUGUGCCCAUAUUUACCUGAUCAGAGAGAAAAGAAAAUCUGCAGAGGAAGCUGAGCCUGGCUGCUUGUCAUAGCUGACACAGAGCCAUCUGCCACAAACCUGUGGCGGCUUCAGAUCUCCAAUCCCUGCCACCACCCCAACUCAAAUUAAAUACAGAUUCCUAGAGACGUUAUGAUGGUUACACAUGUCCUCGGCAUCGCAUGGAGGAGACUGUUCAAAAAAAAAUAUGUGGCCUGUUGUAUAACCGCACUCAUGUAUCCCAUAUGUGGUGCCACAUUGAAUUUCCGGUUGAAUCCGUUUUUAUCCUUUGUACUGGAUGACAUGGUGCCUGAAUUCUUUCUUUUCGCCGACACGAUGGCAGCCAAACUGCAGCUUCAAACGCUCGCACUUGGCUGGGUUUCUACCUAGGUUGCCAGGUUAUCGCCGGAGCCCUCCCUGUCCUCCGAGGCCGGGCUCUGAAGGCAGGGCCCCGAUGCUGCGGGGAGCUAAUUGGGCGGCCGCCCCAGAGCUGUUUGUGGCAAAGGGCCGCUUUAGCACUUUUCUCUUAGCGAAUUAAUGACUCCCUGGCACAGGGGUUUUUAAGUGAAGGUAUUAAUAAGGGGCCUGGCAGGUAUUCCCAUGAUUCAGAGUCACAUUUGUGUUUAAUUUAUCUUAAAGAAAGUUGCAAGAUAAACAGCUGUAAUUCGAACAAACAUGGGGAAUAGUGCCCUGAGUGGGGCCACCUUGCCUAUAAAAUGUACACUGAGAUACUUGUUUUAAUUGUUUUCAUGGGUAAAAGUAGAGAAAUCAAAAUACUUCUAAAACUAGUACUUUUGAAAUAAAUAUUCCUUGAAAAUAUUUGGAUUCCACUACAAAUAUAUUUUCAAGAUAAACCACUUCUGAUUCCAAUAGUCAAGCUGCUGUAUUUGUUGAUGUAAAAGAUGUUUUGAACGGCUAGAUUGUAAAAUAAAUUUUUAAUAAAGUGCCCUCUGCCAUUUUUAAUUAG
Miniopterus natalensis is the source of this 2505-nucleotide messenger RNA. RefSeq names its product queuosine-tRNA mannosyltransferase (gene QTMAN). Gene Ontology annotation, molecular function: glycosyltransferase activity. Lineage: Eukaryota; Metazoa; Chordata; Mammalia; Chiroptera; Miniopteridae. The record is from RefSeq and is a predicted model, not a curated record.